AGUUCAGUUGUAGUAAGUGAGGCAAAGGUGAAUAACCUCAGAAACGUGUCUGGAACGGUGUCAUUCUGAAUCAAUAUCAUUUUCACUUCCCGUUUCGUAGCGUUUGUCGAUAAGUCUAGUUAGAAAAGCACAUUUUCAGACUGUGUGUAUCUUUAGUCCUUUAUAAUACGUAGGGAAGCUACUAAAUUUAAAAGUUUUAAGUUGAAGAGUUUUAUACCAAAUAAUCCAAAUAGGAAAUCUCCACAUUAAAUGGAGAUUGCCUAUUUUUGUCUCAUUUUGUUCGCCCAUCUUUCGAGCUUCACGGCAAGAGGAUGUAUGGGAAAUCAGAUUCAAUGUGGAAAUGGGGAGGGUUGUUUCGAACCCCAACAGCGCUGCGACGAUGUCAAGGAUUGUGAAGAUGGAUUUGACGAAGACGAAUGCGAACCUCUUCUGCUGAUCACAACUGACAGUGAUAUUCGAUCGAUGCCGAUCGAUUCUGAAGAAUAUAAAUUCAUUCAGUCGGACCUUAGCCAAGCCCACGGCGUCUCGGUUGAUUACAAAGAACAGUCUCUUUACUGGAGUGAAAAGAGCGAUGGCAAAUCGGGAAUUUACAAAUCCAGUUUGGAUGGAUCAAGAAAUCAAAAGGUCAUUUCCGUUGGCGUGGAAGAGGUUGGAGACUUGAUGGUUGAUGGGCCCGGAAGACACCUAUACUUCGUCGAUUCCGGUCGGAAAACUAUUGUCGCCUGCGAUCUCCAAGGCACAAUCUGCGUCGUCGUCUGCGGUCAACUAGACAAACCUCGCGCUCUGGCCGUCUAUCCUGAAAAACGUCUGCUCUUCUGGUCCGACUGGGGUUCCCAUCCACACAUUGCUUCGGCUGGCAUGGACGGAUCAAAACGGACACACAUAAUCACCACCGAUGUUGCCCAGCCUAGUGGAUUAGCUGUGGACGAAGCGACUGGGCGCAUAUUCUGGGGCGAUGUCCAGCUGAGUCGCAUCGAAAGCUCACACAUCGACGGAUCCGACCGCAAGGUUCUUCAGAAGGAAGUCAAUCCUUUCGCUCUGGCUCUGUUCCGCAAUCUGGUCUUCUGGUGCGACCCAACCGAACAUGAGAUUAUUUCCGUGGACAAGAACACCGGAGGGCAAUUCAAGGUGAUGAUCCGAGAUGACGCAUUGAUUCUCACUAGUAUUCAAGUCCAUCAUCCUUCGAAGCAAAGGUUUACUCAAAAUCCUUGCCAGAAUGCGAGUUGCAGCCAUCUUUGUCUCCUCUCACCUUCUGUGGAAGGAUUUCAUUGCGCUUGUCCGGCUUCAAUGGCGUUGACUAGCGACAACCGCACUUGCGAUUUCACUACUGUCGAUGAUACUUCCAUCAUCGUCGCUACUAAAACCGACAUUUAUCGCUUGAACAACAACAACCAGAACGAGACAGAUUCAAUCGUCCAUCUGUCUAAGAAUCUCCACUUGAAAAACGUUGGCGCCUUGGUAUUCAACCCUUCGGAUAAUUCCAUCAUUUACAGCGACACAGUGGACGGAGUCAUUUACUCGAUGGAAUUGAACACUCGUCGCGAAGUGGUUCUCUUUGAAAAUGCCGAUGUGGUCGAAGGGUUGGACGUGGAUCCUUUCACGGAAAGCAUUUACUGGACGGAGAGAUCUCGGGGUACCAUCGUGAAAUUUGCGAUUGGUCGCAAACAUUUAAACGGAGUGCGUGAACGAUUGGUUUUAGCUCGACAGCUCAAGAACCCUAGAGCCAUUGCCAUAGCACCUGAAUUAAAUUUAAUGUUUGUUAUCGAAGGAAGUGAAAGUUACGUCAUCACCGUAUGGGAAACGGACGGGAAUUGGCUAAAUAAUUUGGUGCAAGUCCAUGGAACCGUGACGUCUAUGGUGUACGACGACAAGCACUUGUACUUUACCGAUUCUCUGCGCGGUACGAUUGAACGCAUGGAAGUUGGAGGUUCAAAUCGAACCGUACUCCAAGAACACCUGAAAACGCCCAUUGCCAUCAGUUUAACUUUGGACUCGGUUUUCUGGCUGACUGGACAUUCUCGCAUCAACUGGUUGAACAAACAAGAUCCAGAAACAAAGCACGAAUUUUCCAUCGGUACUACUUCCCUUAAGAAUGUCGAGCAAUAUCGAUUGAUGGUUGUAGUUAAUAAUUUAAAAUUAAGUCGCAACGGCAGCACUGGUGAUUGUAUAACAGCGAACGGGUCCGAUUGUCAUUAUAAGUUGGGCUCUUCUUGCUCGGAAGGAGAUUUCCGGUGUGACAAUGGCCAUUGCAUACCGAUGGAUUCGGUCUGUGAUGAAGUUUUGGAUUGUCCAGAUGGCACUGACGAAGGAGAUAACUGUGAUAAUACUCCGUGUGAAGAAAACUUUUGUGAGCACAAUUGUGUGCCGGGACCGAAGGGACCAAUUUGCUACUGCGAGGCCGGCUACCGAUCCGAAAACAACGGCCCUCAGUGCGUAGACAUUGACGAAUGCUUAUUGGAGAAUAGAUGUUCCCAAUACUGCGCCAAUACCGAAGGCGAUUACGACUGUUCGUGUGCGCCAGGGUAUUACCUUGAGCCGGAUAAAUACACCUGCAAAGUGAUGGACGGACGGCCGUUGCUGAUAGCCGCCAGUGCGCAUCGCGUCGCCCUUCUGCGGAACAACAAUGUGACUGCUAGUCAUCGUGGUCUGGCAUCGCAGGAUGCUCCCAUUAAAGGCAUCGCCUAUCACGGCAAAUUUUCCACCCUCUUCUGGAUCACCAGUGCAGGUGUCAGCCGGAUGAGGGAUGUCGGCCAGGCGUUCACCUACAAGUUGGAAGGACUGACUCCCACUGGAUUGGCUCUAGACUCGAUCACAGGAAAUGUCUACGUCAGUGCGCUAGUAGCUAAUCAAGAUCGUUCGGUGGUCAAAGUCGUCUCUCAUUCGCUGGAUGCUGACGUUGACGUUGUCAACUCCCAAGCCAAGAUGACCGACAUCAUCAUUGAUGGCGUCAGAGGUGCCCUUUUUUGGUCCGAGCAUCUUCGGUCGGCUAGCGGCCGCAUCAUUCGUUCAACUAUGGAUGGCAAAGUGACUCGGGAGAUUUACUACAGCGGAGCUGCCUAUCCUGUCGCCCUCGCGCUGGACACGGUUAAAACGCGCAUCUACUGGGCGGACAAGGGCCAAUCAAUUUCAAGCUGCGACUACGACGGACAACAGAAAAAGAAGCUGGUAGUUGGUAGGACAAACGGCCAACCUCUGUCUCUCACCUUCUUUGAGAACCGCAUUUCUUGGACCGUCUGGCACCGAAAUGUCGUUUACAGUCAAUCGGUGACGGGCGAACCUGCGACCAGCUCUUUAACGCCGCUUGAGGAUGUGCAUCAUUUGUUUACUAGUCAUUCCAUCCUGGAACCGGAAUACCCAAACCCGUGCAAGUCAUCUUCUUGCGGCAACGGCUUGUGCGUGUUGAGGAACAGCUCCAGUUUCUCUUGUUUCUGUCCGACCAAGACGAACGUGGUUUCCAUGGCACCAUUCGAAUGCAGCAGCCGUUGUCCGAGUCAUUCUUUUUACUGCCAGCCGGAAUCGGAAUGCCUUCCGUUGAGCCUCGUUUGCAGCGACCAUCAAGAUUGUGACAAACUCUCUGAUCAGGACCUCUGUAAAAGUGCCAACAAAACGAUUAGUUCGGAUGAUAUUUUUUCGAAAGACAUUCUUACCAGGGGAAGAUUGCAAUAUCUUUUUGAAUUCCCCUUGAUUCUGUCCAAUGUAAGUGCUCGGGGGAUCGCAGACGCAGCCAAACAAAAUGGUCAACGGACAUCGUUUCGUAGUGCAAGUGAGAGUAAAGUACUUUACUCGCGCCAAAUUGAAAUUCGCGAUGAAAUUUUCGUUAACGACGGACUUUCUGGCGAAGGUUCAUCAUAUCCAAUUGAAAUGGCACUGCAAGCUGUGCUGGAUGGACCUGUUCAUGUCCUAAGUCGUUUAUUUACCAAAAAAGGUCACCAUAUUGAUCAUGCAACGGUAUUUAAUCAGGAUAAAAAACCUGUUUUUAUCAACUCCGUAUGGGACGCCAAAAACCACACCACACCACGUUUUGUGGAAGACAUCGAAGUUUCUUUUGGCAAUCAAUUGAUGUUGUGGAAAGUUUUCCGACCGCAAGCAUACACUGCCGAAGAUCAUUUGAACUUGAGAACUGUACACCAAAUGGAACUGCGGACUCUCCAGAAAAUGGGAUUUCACCUGCAGGUAGUUAAUCUUGCAAGUUGGAAUAAGCUAACAGAAGAGGAAAAAAUCAGCUUUUUGGAAGAUAAAAUAACUAUGGCACUACAAUCUUCUUAAAAUGUGGUUGAGAACGAAAGCACCUGGUAUUGUUGUACAAUAAUAGUUUUGUGAAUAAAUUAUUGAUUUAAACAUAAA
This is a messenger RNA of Daphnia pulicaria, 4344 nucleotides long. RefSeq names its product low-density lipoprotein receptor-related protein 6-like. Lineage: Eukaryota; Metazoa; Arthropoda; Branchiopoda; Diplostraca; Daphniidae. The transcript has 8 exons. The coding region runs from base 250 to 4266 and encodes 1338 amino acids. Gene Ontology annotation, molecular function: protein binding; calcium ion binding. The record is from RefSeq and is a predicted model, not a curated record.